Messenger RNA from Racocetra persica, 1051 nucleotides. NCBI's taxonomy places the organism in Eukaryota, Fungi, Glomeromycota, Glomeromycetes, Diversisporales, Gigasporaceae. The record is from the annotation of a GenBank genome assembly.
CUAUUUUGUAAAACUCGUUUAAAUGAUCAAAUUCAACAAUUAUGUCGGUUGAUGAUUAUCUCAGGUUAUAACACUCCACCAAUGUACGGUGAUUAUGAAGCGCAAAGGCAUUGGAUGGAACUUACCUUACAUGUUCCAAUUAAUCAAUGGUAUUACUACGAUUUAGAUUGGUGGGGCCUUGAUUAUCCUCCAUUAACAGCAUAUGUGAGCUGGAUUUGUGGUAAAAUUGGUUAUAUACUUGAUCCAACCUGGUUUGCAUUGGAUAAUUCACGUGGUUAUGAAAGUGACGAAAGUAAAUUGUUCAUGAGAUCCACAGUUUUAAUUUGUGAAUAUUUGAUUUAUGUACCAGCGGUUUUAAUAUUUACUAAUUGGUGGUUUGCUGGUAAUUCAUGGAAGAAACGGGAAUUGGCAAUAUUGUUGAUUCUUUUGCAACCUGCUCUUAUAUUAAUAGAUAAUGAACAAAUUUCACAAGUCAUUAUUCGCAUAUUCCCAUUACAACGUGGAUUAUAUGAAGACAAAGUCGCGAAUAUUUGGUGUGCAAUUAAUAUAAUUAUCAAAUUGAGAGAAAUUCUGAGUAUUCAAGCAUUGGCUAAAAUUAGUCUUGUCACCACCUUAUUGGCUAUUUUACCAUCAUGCAUUCAUCUCGGAUCAAAUCCUGAUAAACGUUAUCUUAUUUAUUGUUUAGCAAAUUCUUCGUUGGCAUUUUUCAUGUUUUCAUUUCAAGUCCAUGAAAAAUCCAUUUUAUUAUCCGCUUUACCUGUUAGUCUAUUAAUUUUAGAUGAUACUUUCUGGUGUUCUUGGUUCAUGAAUGUUGCAGUGUUCAGCAUGUUUCCGCUAUUAAAAAAGGAUAGAUUAGUUUUGCCAUAUUUCACAGUAUUGCUUAUGUGGAACUGGAUGGGCUCUUUCAUCAAACAAGAUACCAAACCUAUAAUAUUGAAAUAUUUAUCAUGGGUAUCAUAUUCUAUGAUGGCAUUUAUUCAUAUAUUAGAAUUUAAUAUUCCACCACCAAAAAGAUACCCUGAUAUUUAUGUUGUCUUAAAUGUUAUUUUUA